Molecule: messenger RNA, 1808 nt
Organism: Bolinopsis microptera
Lineage: Eukaryota; Metazoa; Ctenophora; Tentaculata; Lobata; Bolinopsidae
Product: solute carrier family 35 member C2-like
Exons: 9
Coding region: 85-1188 (367 amino acids)
Biological process (GO): UDP-glucose transmembrane transport
Cellular component (GO): endoplasmic reticulum-Golgi intermediate compartment; Golgi apparatus; cis-Golgi network
Molecular function (GO): antiporter activity
Source: RefSeq, a predicted model, not a curated record
AGGCAGUCCUCUGUUCAAGCAUGUCAACUAGGACUAAUGUCUGAAACAAAGAAUUUGCUACAUUUGUAGUGUUAACCAGGUCUGAUGGUGGAAGUGAAGUAUGUUCUAGGCAUCUUUGGUCAGAUAUUAUUCUACUACAUCUGUUCAAUAUCCAUUACAUUCUUCAAUAAAUGGAGCUUUUCCGGUUUUCACUUCCCCUUGGUGGUUUCCUUUUUUCACAUGACUCUGGUGUCCCAUGCGAUAUGGUGUUACAGAACAGUGACGAAAAGUACCUCUGGGAAAGAUGAAAUUACAUGGAGUUUAUUUUUCAAACGGGUCUGCCCCACUGCUGUCUCAGCAGCAGUGGAUAUAGGCUUAUCCAACUGGAGUUUUAUGUACAUAACAGUGUCAAUGUAUACAAUGUGUAAAUCUACAACUAUCAUAUUUAUUCUCAUCUGUGCUAUCAUAUUCAAACUCGAAAAAUUCAAAAUCUUAUCAGUGGUGGUAAUUGCUCUGAUAGCAUUUGGUCUGUUCUUAUUCACAUACAAAUCUACUUCCUUCAAUCUGUUUGGAUUCAUCUUGGUAAUGGCGGCGUCUGCAGUCGGAGGAUUGAGAUGGGUUCUUGCUCAGAUCUUGUUGCAACGUGACAGUUUAGGUCUAACAAGCACACUGGAGUUUGUUUACUACGUUGAACCCGUAAUGGCAGCUUCUAUAUUACCCUUAUCACUUGUAAUGGAGGGUUCAGACAUGGUUUUGUCCCCAGACUUUAUCCUAGCAGUCCAGCAAGAGUCACUCCACGUGCUCUUUGUUGUUGGUGUGGGAGCUACUCUAGCUCUGUUCCUCACAUUCUCGGAAUACCUCCUUCUCUCUAAUACAAGCUCCAUCACUGUCUCUAUAUGUGGCAUAAUGAAGGAGAUUUUGAUAUUAGGGCUAGCAUCAACAGUGGGCGGAGACCGACUGUCUCCUGUUAAUAUGAUUGGUCUAGUUGUCUGCCUAUCUGGCAUCUCCUUACACGUAUACUUGAAAUACAAAUCCAGCCGAUUUAAGGACCUCAAGUCCUCUAAGUCACACACCCACAACACCAAUAACCAUCCAGAAUCCUUUGAACUCAAUACUUAUACCGUGGUUGCUGAGGUUGAGAGACAGGGGCUACUGGAUAGUGACUCAUCCUCAAGCUAUACACAUGAGCCUGAUAUUGGUGGAAAAUGAGGAUCUCUAACUAAUAGACGUACUACGAUUCUACAUAAUGAAAUAUAUUUAAAGUGUAAAGAUAAUAUAUUAUUAUAUUGUCCUUGUCUAACAUUUUGAUGUUUAUUUAUUUGUUAGGGUUUGUUUUGUAAAUUCUGCAUUGCUAUUUGCCUGCUAAUUACUAAUCGAAUUACUUUGACACGUAACGUAUGUAUUUGAGAGCAAUGUUUUUUACACAAGGAAGCAAUUAAAGUUCUUUAAGUUACGCAUUUUGAUGUAAUUAAACGUAAAUGAUACUGCUAACCUUUAUCUGCCAAACUUUAGAUUGCUAGAUUGCUUGAUACGGUUACGACUUUGUAUUGACUGGUUUGAAAUUCUUAUAUUAGCCGGUAAUUUGUGUUUAUUCAGUUAACAGUUUAACAGUUCAGUUUCUGUAACAGUUUAAGAUAAAAUCAGCUCUUUUUAAUUAGAUGCAAUGUACAGUAUGGGAAAUAUCUCUUAGAUAAAUUAAUACUGCCUUGGGCUGUAGUUUAAUAGUUGAUAAAACUUAUUUUAAUUUAAAAUUAAAUUUUGAUUUUAACAGUUUCAGUGUACAAUUAACUGUUCAGAUCUCACUCAUUGUUAAAAAUUCAUUCUGGGAA